AAUAGCCGUCUUGGUCUUGUCUAUACGUGUUUUCUGAUGUGAAUAACUUUGGGAAAUACACAAAAAAUAUUUUAAAAAGCAUAAUUAUAUGUAACAUUAUAAACAUAUUGCUGUAAAAUUGAGAUAACAAGUUAUUUUACGUACUAUUACAGAUUUGUCUAAAUCUAUACUAGUGUGUAGUGCAUAAUGAUAAACUUUUAAUAUUAAAAUAAUGGCUUCUACUGAAGACGACGAAGUAAUCCGACAGGCUUUUAUGAUAAAACGUUCUCAGAAUAAGAAGAUAUUCACCCCUGUAAACUACAAGGAACGCUGUUUUGUUCUUACAAGAAAAUCACUUAUUUACUAUGACACUGAUGGCCAAAAACGUAAAGAACGCGGGCGUAUACCAACAGACGCCAUUCAUACGGUGGAACAAGCACAGCUAGGAGAGCUCACUAAGCAAAUACUGUAUAUAGGCGACAACGAAAAGAGUCCUGCCUACAGGUAUCCGUUCCAGGUGGGCUACACGGAACAGAACACGGACUACACCUUGUAUCUUGCGGCACGAGAGCAUAGUGAAAGAUUGAACUGGAUCCACGAAAUUAGAAAAUUGUGUAUAUCGAACACUCGCCGUGCCCGCUACCACCCCGAGGUGUGGUCGGCGCGCCGCUGGGCGUGCUGCGACGCGGAGCGCCGCUCGGCGCCGGGCUGCGCCCUCGCCUCCAUCUGGCCACUACCGGAGCCCGACCUCGAGCUCAUCCUCCAGGAACACGAACCUACGAACAACAAAAACGAUAUACUGGUCGCGUCGGCUGUCACCAUGCCUGGGGGAGGCGGUGCGCCGCCGGGAACACCAUCAGCAAAACCUAAGGUAAAUAACUCCCCUAUAAUAAAUAUCGUGGUUGCCUUAUACCCUUUUAAAGCUAUCGAGAGCGGCGACCUUUCAUUGGAAAAGGGAGCAGAAUAUGAAGUCAUUGAUGAUUCACAGGAACAUUGGUGGAAAGUUAAAGAUGAAAAUGGAUGUGUUGGAUACAUUCCAAGUAAUUAUGUUAAGGAAAAGGAGACGAUAGGAUUACAAAAAUAUGAAUGGUACGUAGGCGAGAUGUCUCGACAGAGAGCGGAAUCAUUACUCAAACAAGAGGACAAAGAGGGCUGUUUCGUCGUACGGAACUCGUCGACUAAGGGAAUGUACACGCUCUCUUUAUAUACCAAAGUAAACCACCCACAGACUAAACACUAUCACAUAAAACAAAACGCUCGCGGCGAAUUCUAUCUGUCCGACAAGCAUUGCUGUUCGAGUAUUCCUGAAUUAAUAAAUUACCACAAGCACAACAGCGGUGGAUUAUGUUCAAGGCUGAAGGCGACUCCUUGCGAUAGACCGGCGCCCCCCACCGCUGGACUUUCACAUGACAAGUGGGAGAUCGACCCCGGAGAGCUGGUGCUGCUGGAGGAGCUGGGCGCCGGCCAGUUCGGUGUGGUGCGGCGCGGGCGCUGGCGCGGCCGCACCGACACUGCCGUCAAGAUGAUGAAGGAGGGCACCAUGUCCGAGGACGACUUCAUCGACGAGGCCAAGGUCAUGACUAAACUCCAGCACCAGAACCUCGUGCAGUUGUACGGCGUGUGCUCGAAGCACCGGCCCAUCUACAUAGUGACGGAGUACAUGCGGCACGGCUCUCUCUUCAACUACCUGCGCCGCACGUCGCCCGACCAGCUCGGGCCGGCUGUCCUGCUCGAUAUGUGUAUACAGGUUUGCAAAGGCAUGGCAUACUUAGAAAGACAUAAUUACAUUCAUCGGGAUUUAGCUGCGAGAAAUUGCUUAGUAGGAGACGAAAACGUUGUGAAGGUCGCAGAUUUCGGCCUAGCGCGAUACGUCUUAGAUGACCAGUACACGAGUUCUGGUGGUACAAAAUUUCCUAUAAAAUGGGCACCACCUGAAGUUCUAAAUUACACGCGAUUUUCUUCCAAAUCCGACGUCUGGGCCUUUGGAGUUUUAAUGUGGGAGGUAUUUACUUGUGGCAAAGUACCAUACGGUCGAAUGAAGAACUCUGAAGUAGUGGAUAUGGUCCAAAGAGGACAGGUGCUCGAGAAACCUAAGGGUUGUUUAAACGAAAUUUAUAAUGUGAUGAAGGCGUGCUGGCGCCACGCGCCCGAGGAGCGGCCGUCGUUCCGCCUGCUCAAGGAGGAGCUGGCCGGCGUGGCGCAGAGCGUGCUGGCCGACUGA
Melitaea cinxia (Glanville fritillary) is the source of this 2200-nucleotide messenger RNA. RefSeq names its product tyrosine-protein kinase Btk29A (gene Btk29A). Gene Ontology annotation, biological process: intracellular signal transduction; peptidyl-tyrosine autophosphorylation. The record is from RefSeq and is a predicted model, not a curated record. The coding region runs from base 212 to 2200 and encodes 662 amino acids. NCBI's taxonomy places the organism in Eukaryota, Metazoa, Arthropoda, Insecta, Lepidoptera, Nymphalidae. Gene Ontology annotation, molecular function: non-membrane spanning protein tyrosine kinase activity; ATP binding; protein binding. The transcript is spliced from 17 exons.